Molecule: messenger RNA, 489 nt
Organism: Ylistrum balloti
Lineage: Eukaryota; Metazoa; Mollusca; Bivalvia; Pectinida; Pectinidae
Exons: 3
Coding region: 1-489 (162 amino acids)
Source: RefSeq, a predicted model, not a curated record
AUGGAGAGAUUAUUGUAUAUUUUUGCCACCGGACUAAGCCUUUCCCUCAUUUAUGGAUUAUGCAAUGCAGACGAAGCAGCACCCAGUGGGGAGACAUUCUGGUGUCACGUGUGUUCGUAUACGGUAAAUGAACAGGCAAAUGGCUUCGACUGUCUCAACAAUACAGGCGAAAUGAACGAUCUACAAAGCCGCAUCAAGUGUGGUAACUACUGUGUCAUACAGGAGCAAUGGGAUAAAGGUAAAAAGGAGAUAAAUUCUGUGUUCCGAUCAUGCAGCACCAACUGGGGUAAUCAGUGUUAUGAUGAUAACACGUACAUCACGUGCAGAGGUUCAUGCAAGGGAGAAUAUUGUAACAACAGCACUGUGACAGAAAAGAAUCGCUUUGACGAUUUGUGUGAUGAGUUGUCCUGUGAAAAAUCGGGUUCGUUGUCUAAUCGCGUCACAAUAGUGCCAGGUGUAAUAUGGCUGCUGAUUUUCGUUUAUAUCUAA